Molecule: messenger RNA, 3696 nt
Organism: Cherax quadricarinatus
Lineage: Eukaryota; Metazoa; Arthropoda; Malacostraca; Decapoda; Parastacidae
Product: zinc finger protein 568-like
Biological process (GO): regulation of gene expression
Cellular component (GO): nucleus
Source: RefSeq, a predicted model, not a curated record
UUAACACCCACAACAACGACGACUGCCAACCUUUGUUGUUUGUUAGUAGCAGCUGAGUUGUUAGUGCUGCUGCACCACCUGCUGCACCACCUGCUGCUGCUCCACCACCUGCUGCACCACCUGCUGCUGCUCCACCACCUGCUGCUGCGUCAAGAACCGCUGAAGAAAAUAGAUUAAUAUUAAGAUGUAGUGAGCAAUGAGCAACAAGAAUGUUUACACUUGAAAUCUCCUGUCUUUCAAGAAGCAUCUGUACAAGUGUCUUUUAACAUCACCUCAUUCUCUUUUACCUUUAUUAUAUACCUUGAUUGUUUUGUAAUGAACUACAGUAACCCCUUGAUAGAACGGACUAAUAGGGGGAUUGUCCAAGUGUCUAGUAUAUCAGGAUAAUGUUGAAAAAUACUACAAAGUAUCACUUAAAUACCUAUAUAUACUUAAUAAAAUACUAUGCACACAGUUUACAGAUAUACUGCAAUGAACUUUGGAAAUAAAGGAGCUAAAAGUGCAAUUUAUCUAGUGGAUUUUGCUCAUAAUUUUAGAAGUUCAUUAUAUUGAGGUCUGUUAUAUCAGUGGUUUGCUGAAUAUUUUUUGUAAAUAUUGCAGAUGACAAUACAUAACUCAUUAAUUAUUUAGACAUAUCAGGAAAAUCUCUGAAAAUAUGUGAUGUCAUAAUGAAACAAAUACCAUUAGUGUUUCUUAAAAUAUUACAGCAAAAAUAUAUAUAUAACUCUUAAGCUCAUUUACAUCAGAGGUUCCCAAACUUAUGUUCAUCAUAAAUGUUUUGGAGUAAUAUUAUGCCUUAUCCACUGCUUAUUCUUUUCUACAGGUGUGAAAAAAUACCUUUCUCUGAAAGGUAUGUAUGACUGUCUGAGAUAGUCAUAUAUACCUAUACCUACCUCAUCUGUGUAAGUAUAGCACUGAAAUAUUUCUAUUAUUGAACAGUGUUGUUUUAGCAUUUGGGACUUUAUAUUUGUCUUUGAAAGUCUGAAGACCAAUAAAUAAGUAUUGAAAUAAAUAAAGUGACAGUAAAAACAUACCUGUGUAGCCCUUGGCAAACCCUUUUGGGUACCAAGUUUGGCAAUCUCUGAUUUAGAAGAUAAAACUUAUUAGUGUUCAUUAUUAUUAUUACAUUCAUGAGAUGAGCACUAAACCCAUAGGGGUUAAUACAGCACCUGGGGAAAUGGAAGGUAAUCAGGGUCAGUUCAAGGAAGGUGAGGUCAGGUUGAAUUCCUUGGAUCAAGAUCUCACUGCCAUGAAGGAAUAUCAGUGUUCAGAAUGCUUGAAAUAUUUUAGCAAUAAAGAUUGGCUUGAAAGACACAUGAAAGUACAUACAGGAGAGAUAGAUCAUCAGUGUUCAGAAUGUCUAAAAUGUUUUAGACAGAGAAGUAAUCUUGUCAUACACAAGAAAAUUCAUUCAGGAGAGAAACCAUAUCAGUGUUCAGAAUGUCUGAAAUGUUUUAGCCAUAAAAGUUAUCUUGUUGCACACAAGAAAAUUCAUACAGGAGAGAAGCCUUAUGAGUGUUCAGAAUGUCUGAAAUGUUUCAGCAAUAAAAGUAAUCUUGUAAAACAUGUGAAAAUUCAUACAGGAGAGAAGCCUUAUCAGUGUUCAGAAUGUUCAAAAUGGUUUUGCAGAAAAAGUGUUCUUGUAAAGCAUGAGAGAAUUCAUACAGGAGAGAAGCCUUUUCAGUGUUCAGAAUGUUUGAAAUGUUUUAGCAAUAAAAGUAUUCUUGUAGAACACAAGAAAACUCAUACUGGAGAGAAGCCUUAUCAAUGUUCAGAAUGUCUGAAGUGUUUUGGCCGAAAAAAUUAUCUUAUUAUACACAAGAAAAUUCAUACAGGAGAGAAACCUUAUCAAUGUUCAGAAUGUUUGAAAUGUUUUAUCAGUAAAAGUGUUCUUGUAAAGCACAUGAAAAGUCAUACAGAAGAGAAGCCUUUUCAGUGUUCAGAAUGUUUAAAAUGGUUUAGGCAAAAAAAUUAUCUUAUUAUACACAAGAAAAUUCAUACAGGAGAGAAGCCUCAUCAGUGUUCAGAAUGUUUGAAAUGUUUCAGCAAUAAAAGGGAUCUUGAAAGACACACAAGAGUUCAUACAGAUGAAAAGCCUUACCAGUGUUCAGUGUGUAUGAAAUGUUUUAACAGAAAGAGUUAUCUUUCAGUUCACACAAAAAUUCAUGAAGGAGAGAAAAUAUAUCAAUGUUCAGAGUGUAUGAAAUGUUUUAGCAGGAAAGGCCAUCUUGUACAACAUGAACAAAUUCAUAGAGGAAGGAAACCAUACAAGUGUUCAGAGUGUUCAAAAUGUUUUACCUUUAAGCGUUCUCUUAAAACACACGUGAGGAUUCAUACAGGAGAGAAACCUUAUCGGUGUUCAGUGUGUUUAAAAAGUUUCGUAAUAAAAAUGGCCUUGUAGCACAUGAGAAAGCUCAUACAGGAUGUAAACCAUAUCAGUGCUCAGUGUCUGCUACUGUAGAUUAUGAAGGUCAUACAGGAAGUUAACCAUAUCAUUGUUACAUGUGAAAUAAGUUAACUAUAUUAUAACCCAUAAUGGAAUUCAUACAAGGGAAAAAUCAUAUCAUUAUUUUCCAUGUUGAAUUAUUUUACUUAUAAAUCUUUCCUUGCAGCAGAAAAAAGGUUCAUACAUGAUGUAAACCAUAUCAUUGUUGAGUGAAAUGUUUUAGUGAAAAAAAGGACCUUUGUAAAUCAGAAAAAUAUUUGAGACUUCUUAUAGGAGAUAAACCAUGUCAGUUUUUCCGAAUUAUUGAAGCAUUUUAGCCACAACACAAAAUUCAUACAGGAGGUGAACCAUGUCGCUGUUCAGACGGAAAUGUUUUAGACUGUUGCACACUUGUAAAACAUGAAAAAAAGUUCAUUUAGAAGAGAAACUGUAUUAAAGAUGAAUGUGUGUGAUAUAUUUUAGCUAUAAUUUUAAUCUUAUAACAUGAGAAAUCAUCCAGAAGAUAAACCAUACUAGUGUCGUUAAGUGUUAAGAGUAAGCAUGGAAUGCACCAAGACCUAUCUCAAUUGUUUAAUGACAGUCAUGCUUGAUGAGGUUAAUUUAUUGUCUUUGUUAAAUGACUCUGAUUGAUGCAUUUUUCCUUCUUCAAGGGGGGCUCUUUGACACAGCAAAGAGGCUCUUAGUCUAAGGAAUUAAACCCUUUGGUCUUCAUCCUUAAACCAAACCUAAGUAUCCUCCAGUCUUCCCUUCCAAGUUUUCAACCUUAGUUUUGACUGCAGCAUCACGUUCUGUUCCUCAAACCUCAGGCAAGCAUUCUCAGACAUGCGUGCCUUUGUGAUCUCCUGCAUGUGCCCAUGCAGUGAGUUUGAAAUAUCUUGCGUGGAGCCAUUAUCGAUAUAAUUGGAUCUCAGAUCGUCUUUUUAUUUUAAGCAGGCAAGGGCAGUUGCUCACCGCAUCAUACACGAUGCUAAACGCACUUGUUAGCAAGACUACGUGUCUACCAUUACCUCGUCUUUCCCUAUGUGUGUGGUUGGGAAGAAGGUACGAAAGCUGUGUGGCAAGUACAGUGGACCCCCGCAUAACGAUAUUAAUCUGUUCAUGAGAGCUCAUUGUUAUGCGAAAUUAUCGUUAUGCAAAUGAAUUUUCUCCAUAAGAAAUAAUGGAAAUCAAAUUAAUCUGUGCAAGACACCCAAAAGUAUGAAAAAAAAAUUUUUACCACAUGAAAUAUACAUUUUCCUACACACAAAGAG